UGGGCGGACCAAUGGCGUGGGACCCUGCCAGCGGCGGCGCCGAGCGGAGCGCUGGUGAGGGCGCGGCGGGGCCGGAGCAGCGGCGGGCGCGGCGGGGCCAUGGACCGCGUGAGCAGCUCCAUGAAGCAGGUGUCCAACCCGCUACCCAAGGUGCUGAGCCGGCGGGCGGGCGGCGGCGGCCUAGAGGCGGAGCGGGAGAGCUUCGAGCGUGCCCAGACCGUCAGCAUCAAUAAGGCCAUUAAUGCGCAGGAAGUGGCUGUCAAGGAGAAACAUGCCAGAACGUGCAUCCUGGGCACGCACCACGAGAAGGGGGCACAGACCUUCUGGUCGGUGGUGAACCGGCUGCCACUGUCGGGCAACGCUGUGCUCUGCUGGAAGUUCUGCCACGUCUUCCACAAACUCCUCCGGGAUGGCCACUCCAACGUGCUGAAAGACUCCGUGAGAUACAAGAAUGAGCUGAGCGACAUGAGCAGGAUGUGGGGCCACCUGAGCGAGGGCUACGGGCAGCUCUGCAGCAUCUACCUCAAACUGCUGAGAACCAAGAUGGAGUUUCACACCAAGAACCCCCGCUUCCCUGGCAAUCUCCAGAUGUCCGACCGGCAGCUGGACGAGGCAGGAGAGAACGACGUCAAUAAUUUUUUUCAGCUGACGGUGGAGAUGUUUGACUACCUGGAGUGUGAGCUGAACCUCUUCCAGACGGUGUUCAGCUCCCUGGACAUGUCACGGUCGGUGUCGGUGACAGCCGCAGGGCAGUGCCGCCUGGCCCCGCUCAUCCAGGUGAUCCUGGAUUGCAGCCACCUCUAUGACUACACUGUCAAGCUGCUCUUCAAGCUGCACUCCUGUCUGCCAGCGGACACGCUGCAGGGCCACCGGGAUCGCUUCCUGGAGCAGUUCAGAAAGCUGAAGGACCUCUUCUACCGCUCCAGCAACCUCCAGUACUUCAAGAGGCUAAUCCAGAUCCCGCAGCUGCCGGAGAACCCUCCCAAUUUCCUGCGUGCCUCGGCGCUGUCGGAGCACAUCAGCCCCGUGGUGGUCAUCCCCGCCGAGGCGUCCUCACCCGACAGCGAGCCCAUCACAGACCUGGUGGAGAUGGACACAGGCCCCCAGAGCCUCUUUGACAAUAAGUUUGACGACAUCUUUGGCAGCUCUUUCAGCAGCGACCCCUUCAACUUCAACAGCCAGAACGGGAUGAAUAAGGAUGACAAGGACCGGUUAAUCGAGCAGCUUUACGGGGAGAUCUCAGCCCUGAAGGAGGAGUUGGAGAACUUCAAGGCCGAGAGCGCGCGGGGUGCGGUGCAGCUGCGUGGCCGGGCCAGCGAGCUGGAGGCCGAGCUGGCCGAGCAGCGGCACCUGAAGCAGCAGGCGCAGGACGAGAGCGAGUUCCUGCGCACAGAGCUGGAGGAGCUGAAGAAGCAGCGUGAAGACACUGAGAAAGCACAGAGGAGCCUGACGGAGAUCGAAAGGCGGGCGCAAGCCAACGAGCAGCGGUACAGCAAGCUGAAGGAGAAAUACAGCGAGCUGGUGCAGAACCACGCUGAUCUGCUGCGCAAGAAUGCAGAGGUGACCAAGCAGGUGACAGUGGCCAGGCAGGCCCAGGGGGAUGUGGAGCGAGAGAAGAAGGAGCUGGAGGACUCCUUCCAGCGGGUGAGCGAGCAGGCACAGAGGAAGUCUCAGGAGCAGGCGGAGGUGCUGGACACGCUGAAGCGGGAGCUGGCAGCCAGCAGGCAGGAGCUGCAGGUCCUCCAGGCCACCCUGGAGUCCAGCACCAAGGCGGGAGCAGAGCAGAGCACCCGACUCGCCAGCCUGGAGCAGGAGCGGGACAGCCUGAGCCAGGCAGCAGAGCGGCACAGGGAGGAGAUGGCCGCCCUGCGCGCCGAGCUGCAGCAGCUGCGGGACACGCUGAGCCACCAGCAGGAGAGCAACAGGACGGAGCUGGAGACGCUGCAGACCCAGCUGAGAGACAAGGAGAGCAGGGAGCAGGGACUGCAGCAGCGCGUGGCCGAGGAGCGGUUCGCCCUGGUGCAGGGUACAGCGCGUGAGGCCGAGCGGAUGGUGCAGGAUGCCCUGGCUCGUAUGGAGGAUCCCGCUCACAUCAGCUGUACUGGCUCAGCGGAUUGCCUGCUGUCCAGGACGCUGGCAGCCUCCGAGUGUGCAGAGCAGCUGCAGGACGCACACAGCAAAUUCCUUUCCGACCGUACAGCCGUGGGCUCCCUCCUGCCCUGCCUGGGCCUCUUCGCCCACCUGGUCAGCGAGACCCUCCUGCAGGGCAGCGCCACCUCCCACCUGGCCCCCAUGGAGCCCGCCGACCGGCUGCUGGAGCUGUGCCGGCAGUGCGGCAGCGAGGCCGUCAGCUACCUCAGCGCCCUGCAAGACCCAGGGACAGUGGAAAGUGCCGACUGCAGCCCGGUGACAACCUGCCUGGGCCGGAUCAGCACCAUCGGGGAGGAGCUGCGCCCCAAAGGGCUGGAUGUCAAGCAGGAGGAGCUGGGCGAUCUGGUGGACAAGGAGAUGGCAGCAACAGCGGCAGCCAUCGAAACGGCAGCCGCCCGCAUUGAGGAGAUGCUGAGCAAGGCACGGGCUGGUGACACUGGGGUCAAACUGGAAGUGAAUGAGAGGAUCCUGGGCUCCUGCACGGGCCUCAUGCAGGCCAUCCAUGUCCUGGUCCUGGCCUCCAAGGACCUCCAGAGAGAGAUCGUGGAGAGCGGACGGGGUGCAGCAUCCCCCAAGGAGUUUUACGCCAAGAAUUCCCGCUGGACCGAGGGUCUCAUCUCCGCCUCCAAGGCCGUGGGCUGGGGUGCCACCGUCUUGGUCGAUGCUGCCGACCUGGUGGUGCAAGGCAAGGGGACGUUCGAGGAGCUGAUGGUCUGUUCCCGGGAGAUCGCGGCCAGCACCGCCCAGCUGGUCGCAGCCUCCAAGGUGAAGGCGGACAAGGACAGCACCAACCUGUGCAAGCUCCAACAGGCCUCCCGGGGCGUCACCCAGGCCACAGCCGCUGUGGUGGCCUCCACCAAGGCUGGGAAGUCACAGGUGGAGGAGAAAGACAGCAUGGACUUCUCCAGCAUGACACUCACCCAGAUCAAGCGUCAGGAAAUGGACUCACAGGUGCGGGUGCUGGAGCUGGAGAACCAGCUGCAGAAGGAGCGGCAGAAGCUGGGGGAGCUGCGCAAGAAGCACUACGAGCUGGCGGGAGUGGCGGAGGGCUGGGAGGAGGAUGAUUAGCACCCGCAGUGGGAGCAGCCCGCAGAGGAGACCCCACCGGUGGGCUGGACAUCAACUUGGUGCAGUGUUUUGGGGAAGAUCCACAAAAAAAACAGUGCAAAAGCCACCCCAAACCACAGGUCCCCCACGUCCCCCUGCCAAGAGCUGCCUCCAGCACCGCAGCACCGAGAGCCGCCGGGAGCGAGGGCUGGCCAGCCCAGCCGCAAACCGCACGUGUAUUUAUUAGAGCUGCUUGGGGCUUGGGGGGGUCUCCAGGGUGUCUUUAACCCUUUAGUUUUGUUUUUGCACAGAUCUUUGGAACUCUUGGAGCCAGCUCUGGCAGAGCGAGAACAGGCGGGUUUCUUUCGCCUCUCGCUGCUUCUCCAGCCUUAACCCGCUCCCUGGCUUGGUGCGAAUGUCCCCCCAUGCAAAGGAGCCUGUUGGGGUACCAAGGGCUCCGGGGGUGUCACCGGGUCAGGGGACAGCUUUUGGGGUGCUGCUGGGCUUGGUGCUAAGUGUGCUCCCCCCUCUGGCGGGGGCACCGAGUGCCUUUGGCUGCUGCAGGGUGGGGGGAACGUUCCCGUGGGACCAGGUGCCGGCGGUGAGUGGGGAGCGGGGCAGGCAGCAGGAGGGUGCUGCCCUGAGCUCCUGCCUCCCCAUCCCAGGUCCCCAAACUGUCCCUGGAGCUGGGCUGCCCUACCCCGACAGAUCACUGUGUUCAGGCCAGCAAUAAACCCUCUGCAAGGUGCUGGGCACGGGUUUGGGCAGCUGUGGUGCCACCACACAAGCCACCAGCUCCUGGGGACAUGGGGUGGCUCUGGGGCAGCAGCACAGAGGGUUUUGGGGGCAGCUGGGGUGCCCCAAAACCACAGCACCCCGAAGCCGGAGCAAGCAGCUCCCCAUGCUCACUCACUCUAGGGUGGUGCCACCUCACUCUGGGGUGGUGCCACCUCCAUGUCCUCUUUGGUACCCAGGGCACCGUUGCCAAUGUGGGUGGGGGUGCCAGGUGAGGAGCCUCUGUGCCUUGGAGUGGGGGGCUCGGAGCGUGGGGGGCACUGCCAGCUCCGGGCCCCUGGCUUGGCUUCCUGUGGUGGGGACGGUGGCAUCACAUGGUGCAGCGAUGUCCCCGUCCCCCACGCCUGUCCUCAUGGGCUUGCUGGCUCACAGCCACCCUUGCAGGGUCAGGGUGGCCUUUCUGGCCUGGCAGCGUGCCUGCCUGCACCCUGCCUGCACCCUGCCUGCACCCUGCCUGCAGGCAGCUGCUGCCUCUUGGUGGGAGCCAGCCCGAGCAGCCCCCUCAGGGUGCUGAUGUUGCAGGAUUUGGCCUUUCUACCUUUAGGGAGUGGUGGCAUCACCCACUGUGGCUGGGCUGUCGCUGCCUGCUCUCCCGGUGGCGUCUGUCAGCCCUCAGCUGGCCCUCGAGCACUGGGACCUGGCUGUGUCCCCCGCCCAGCCAGCCCAUCACCAUGGCCUCAGGGCUGCCACCCGCGCCAUGCAGGAGAGCACAACCAUCCACCGUGCAGGGGCCCGCUGUCCCCACGUCUCCCGCCUGCCAACGCGCCCAGCUCCGUGCCCCAGCCUGACGGGGGGUCUUGGGGCUCCCCGCCCAGGGCUCUCGCUGCCUCCCACCCCCUGCAGCCGUACCCAGCCUGUGCCGGCUCCCCCCGGAUGCAAUACCAACCAUCUCGGUGCUGCGGGACACAGGGAGCCCCAGUACCCCCCCUUGCUCUUUUUUGGGGGGUCUUGCCUGCACGGGGUGCUCCCAACUACCUCAGGCCUCCAGGCGGGUCAGGGCUGGGGGUGGUGAGGGGCCAGGGCAGGGGCGUGGGGACAGUCACACCGCUCUCAGCCGAAACCAGUUCCCCUCCUUUUUCUGUCUCUCCCGGGCGCUGACGGGGGGUGUCACCGCCCCCUCACGGUCCCUGGUGCUGGCGGCUGGUGACAGGGACAGCGGGGGUGCCCCUCCACUGCAGGUUGGGUUGAUUUCUUUUUUGUCAUUGUACAAUAAUAAUUACUAAGUCAUGUGUUUUGGAUUUUUCAAUAAAGCCUUCAGCCCAGC
Columba livia (rock pigeon) is the source of this 5257-nucleotide messenger RNA. RefSeq names its product huntingtin interacting protein 1 (gene HIP1). NCBI's taxonomy places the organism in Eukaryota, Metazoa, Chordata, Aves, Columbiformes, Columbidae. Gene Ontology annotation, biological process: clathrin coat assembly; actin filament organization; endocytosis. Gene Ontology annotation, cellular component: clathrin-coated vesicle; presynapse; actin cortical patch. The transcript has 31 exons. Gene Ontology annotation, molecular function: clathrin-cargo adaptor activity; actin filament binding; phosphatidylinositol-3,4-bisphosphate binding. The record is from RefSeq and is a predicted model, not a curated record. The coding region runs from base 100 to 3219 and encodes 1039 amino acids.